This is a messenger RNA of Xenopus tropicalis (tropical clawed frog), 4684 nucleotides long. It is a transcript of the gene niban2, whose product is annotated as niban apoptosis regulator 2. Lineage: Eukaryota; Metazoa; Chordata; Amphibia; Anura; Pipidae. Bases 140 to 2833 code for a protein of 897 amino acids. The record is from RefSeq and is a predicted model, not a curated record. The transcript has 15 exons.
AGGAGGGAGUGUCAGGAUGGGAGGAGGCAAAGAGAAGGGAGAGUGAGAGAGACUGCUGGGUGUGUCAGACUGAGGGAGAGAGAGGAAGAGACGGGCUCCCAGCAGCAACAGGAGGACCUGCCACUCUCUCUGCUGGGCCAUGGGGGAUGUAAUAUCCAGUCACCUGGAUGAGAGCCGGCGCAACUACAUUACAGAGCGUACAGGAAAACUUCUCACAGAGUUUGGAAGGCUGUAUGAAGAGCAGUAUGGGGUUGCACUCUUCAAUAGCGUCCGCUAUGAAAUUGAGGGCAAUGGUGGACCUCAGACACAGCUACUCCAUCGAAAAGCUCCUCUCAAAGACCGGGUGAUAUUUUCGGGGAACAUUUAUCAGUAUUUAGAAGACACCAAGAAAUGGAGAAGCCGAUACUGUCUGGUUCCCCACCACUAUGGACCAGUACUUUAUGAAAACAAGACAACGUAUGAGCGUGGCCUGCAGCCCAGGGCUGGAAUCAACUGUGCAGGCUGCAAAGUUCUCACCUCCUUGGAACAGUAUGGAGACUUGAUGAAUGCCAGCGUACCAGGUGGAAAGGUAAAGGUUGGAGGUGCACAGAUUAAAUGUGCCACACCAUUCCCAGUCAUCUUGUGGCACCCAUAUAGCCGUCACCAUUUCUUCUGUGUAACGAACGAGAAGGAGCAGGAGAGGUGGAGCGCAGUCUUCCAGGACUGUGUGCGGCACUCCAACGACGGCAUUCCUGAAGAGCCACGCUUGGAAUCGGCUGCCUUCACGGACUCAGUGCGGCUCUAUAGACAAACCCGGGACCAGUAUGGGACAUGGGAUAUGAUGUGUGGGAAUCAGGUGCAGGUGCUGAGUAACUUGGUGAUGGAGGAUCUGGUCCCUGAUUUGAAAAACAUCAUCUGCCCCAAACUGAGGGGAAAACCCCAGGAGAGGCAGAGGAUGUGGAUGCUGAUUUCAGACACUGUUUACCGCAUGGUGUAUGAGCAGACGCGCCAAUUCUACGAAGGGUUGGAGAAGCGAUGCUCGGAGAAGGGAGCCGCCAUGGAGAGUCAGAUUCGCACUGACAUGGACCAGAUUAUCUCAUGCAAGGAGCAUGUGUUCAGCAAGAUUCGAGCGGUGGUACUGCCCAAGGCUGAGCUGUGUGUGAGGAACCACAUUCAGGCUCACAUCCCGUCCAUUCUGGAUGCUCUGAUGGUUCCAACAAGCCAGGGCUUUGCAGAGGUGCGCGAUCUCCUCUUCAGAGAGACGACAGAGAUGAACAUGAAUCUAGUGAACGAAGGAGGGCGAGAAAAACUGGGAGAGCAAAUGGAGAAGCUGUCGCAGCUGGCCUACCAUCCAGUGAAAAUGCAGCAGUGCUAUGAGAAAAUGGAUCAGCUGAAUCUGGAAGGCCUUCAGCAGAGGUUUGAUGUGGGAAGCCCAUCUGUGUUCAAGCAGAGAGCACAAAUACUCAUGAGGGAGCAAAUGGACAAUGCUGUGUACACAUUUGAGCAGCUGGUGCACCAAGAGCUGAGCAAGUCAGAAAGCGGAGCAAACCUGUGCCGAGACAUUCAGCGUAUACUGGAACGCGUUCUCAAGAAAUAUGACUACGACAGUAGCAGCGUGCGGAAAAAGUUCUUUCAAGAGGCUUUGCUACAGAUAAUCAUCCCUUUCCUACUGAAGAAGCUGGCACCCACCUGUAAAGCGGAGUUCCCACGUUUCCAGGAGCUCAUAUUCGAGGACCUUUCACGCUACGUGCUUGUGGAGAACACCUACGAAGAGGUUGUGCUGCAGAGCGUAAUGAGAGACAUUGUGCAAGCUGUUAAAGAUGCUGCCACUCAGCGCAAACACAACUUGUACCGGGACAGCAUAGUCAUGCACAACAGUGACCCCAACCUACACCUGUUGGGGGAAGGAGCACCUAUUGAUUGGAGUCAAGAGUACACCGACCACAGUGAAUCUGCCAACACCAAUCGACAUGGUAGACUGCGCCAGGUGGUAUCUAUGCUCCAUGAAGAUGAAGGACCUGACAUACCAGGUUCUUGCCAGGAAGUGCCAGCACAAGAACGUAUUGCAGAAAUUCCAGAGGACAUUGAAGUGACAGCUUCUUGCCAGAAAGAACGUAUUCCCAAAGUGCCAGAGGACAGUGAUGUGGCACAGAUUCGGGGCAUGCUGGUUAAGGAGUUUGAUGUAGAGGUUUCACCUGCAGCCGCAUCUACAGUACCAGUCUCAGAGGUUCCCAGAGUUGCUGCUAUAGAGGUAAAGGAGACCACUGGGGACAAAGCCCAAGCAGACCCACCUAAUGCAAGCGAGAGGAGUGACUCGGAGAAUGAGGAGGUGGAAAAGGCCAGGUUAUUACUUGCUUCUGAGCUAGCUAGGCAGUUGGCAGAAGAGGAACAGCAUCAUGUACACAUAAUUCAAGAUCAUGUGACUCAUGCCGCCGUAGAAAUGCUUCAUAGUGAAAAAGAUGGGCUCCACAGAUCUGACCAAGGGAAUGCAGCAGAACCGGUAAAAUUGGGAAAUGGGGAAAUUUUACAUAGCGACAGUGAGAUGGACCCAGAAAGCGAACAAGUUGGGGUGCCGAAAUAUUCAUCACACAGAGAGGAUGACCACAUGUCCCUGGAAAUACCCAGGUUAAGCACGACCGUGCCCUGCCAGAAGCCAAGGGAAGUAUCAGCUGCCCUGGAAGAUGAGAUUCAGUCAGGACCAGUACCGCACUCCCCUACCCAUGUGGUACAUUCCACCCCUGAUGAUAGUGGGUUUCAGUCUCCAAUAAGUGAGGGAGAAGAGGAGGGUGAUGGCUACAGGGAAAUCCCAGUCCCUGCUCCUCGUAAGAGAGGUGAAAUCGUUACCCAGUUCUGAGCGCCUAACAUGUCGGCCCGGGGCACCGGUGUUAAAAUGAACUCCUAUGGAGGGCAAUGCCAGACUCAGAGCAGGCUCUUCUUAUUUAAAUGUUUUGUGGCUCUGUUACAUUCUGCCUGCUGGUCUGAAGUCUCAUUCAUUGCAUCACAAUAGAGCCUUGCCUCACACACUGCUUGUCUACAUAGCCCUGUCCAGCGAGGCGCCAUGCUCUUGCACAACCCCAGGAAUACUGUCUCUGCAAUGCUACCUGCCCUCUUUCCCCCAAUUCUUUGGCUUUUGCCAUUUUAUCUCCUAUUCCAUUUCAUCAGCUGCAUUAGCACCCACUCAUUAACAACAGUUCUGUAUAUACCCCCCCCAUGCUUUAUCCUAACACAGUGCCACCCUUACAAAUACACACUGGUAUUCCAUUACUGCCAACCAGCACUACCACAUCCAACAGCAGUACCUGGUAUAGGGCACAUAUCCUAUGAACACUAAUCCAAAGAUGCACCAGUACAUUCCUUCCUUGCAUAUUACACAGCGGUCUUAAAUCUUGUGACUGGUAGUGCAGGUGUUUGAAUGUGGCACAGACUGGGCCUAUGCACCUGUGUGUUAGCGCGUGGCAGACUGGGCCUAUCCACCUGUGUGUUUGAGCUUGGCACAGACUGGGCCUAUCCACCUGUGUGUUUGCGCGUGGCACAGACUGGGCCUAUCCUUCUGUGUAACUGGCAGAUUGAAGGAGGCUGUUUGUGAAUGUGUGUGUGGCACCACCAGUUCUGUGUGCGCGUGUGGAUGUGUAUCAGUACUGACACAGCAGACACAAUCUUCUUAAAACACAGUAAUGAGGUCACUUGCCCCCCUGUUACCCUGAUCAAAUAGUGCAGGGUAAGUGGAGGCCCUUAAGAUGUUGUUAAACUAAAAUUCCAGAUAUCUUUCAGCUGUUCAGCACCACUUACUGGGCCUUCACUUGCCUCUGCAUGAAAGAGUGCCUUUUAAUAUCCUAUACCUGCUUCCCCCUCCCCCCAACUCAAAAUAUAUUUUAUUAAAACAAAUGUUUAAAAUAAAAAUGCUUCUAAUUAUAAUAAUAAAUAAAAAAAACAAGUUUAUUAUAAGAAACAUGGAGAAGUGUGAAACAUUUCCUGUGGGUCAUUGGGGAUUGAAAAAGCUUGACAAUACAGAACAGUAGAGAGCCAGAGUGACCAAUACAUAAAAGUCUGUGUUUAAAGGGCAAGUAAAGACUUGUACAUAUGCACUUGUUCGAUUAGGAUCAGAACAUAAGGCUGUGGUGCUGUUUUGCCUAGCAAAAGCCGCCUUAUCUUUUUUUAGUAACUGCUACAUAUAUUCUUGGGUCCUAGUGUUUUUAAAUAAGGAACAGUCAAAUGUAUUCAUGGGCGGGAGAGCAUACAAUUCCUUUGUAGAGGUCCACAUCUGACCUGCAGAACUCCAGUUCUCUAGAGCUUUCAUCUCUUAUGGCAGAGCCCUUGUAUAAAUGUGUGGGUGAAAUCUGUUAAGUAGUAUUGCGACUGCAAGCAGCUUAUCUCCUGUUUUGCUACAGCUGUUUUUUCAAUAGGCAGCAAUAGCACAGCACCAUCAGUUCUGGCUACACAAGUGAAUCAUAUUAGUAACUUUUAAAACCCAGCCCCCAGUUUUGUUACCCCCCUAGUCUAUUAUAGUCUGUGGGUGCUGGAUGGGUGCAUUGCCUUCACACCAUGCUCGGGGGUGCUGCAAGGCUCUGAUGGGCUAACAUACAUGAGCCUUGUAUUGCCUCCAUGAGGAUGAGCUGCACACAUAACUCAAGAGGGUUAUAACCCAGUGCCCAGAGAUAAUAUUUGGGCUGGGGGAAGGGGGGGAAAAAUCAGAUUUAAACACACA